AUGCGAGCCCAAGAGCGAGGUGCGUCAAGAGACGAAUGUCUUUCUCGCAGCUUGUCCCGCUCAAGGUUCUUUCGGCAUCUUGCGGAUCUCGUCAAGUGUUGGUUGGCGCUAUCCUUCAUGACGUUCACGCCACCCUGGGCUCACCAACGGGGAGGAACCAUUUUCUACUGGCCAAACAACUGUCUCUGAUCGGCUUCACGGCUUAUGCAGCGCGCAAUUCAUCGAACGGUCGGACUCAAUUGACUCGCAGUCUCGAGCACACCUAUCGAUCGGAUGCGAGGUCGUCAGCCUUGCCUCACCCUUGCAUCUUUGAGGUCAGAUUCCUGUGGCGCCGUUGUUCUAGUAAAAUCGGCAAUGGUACGGAUACACAAGCAACAGAAUCUGCUAGGACUCAGCAGGUGUUUGCUACGUGGCUACACCAGGAGCUCAUUGCUUGCGCUGAGACAAGGCUGAAUCGCAUGGCCAGCAGGCCCGUAUUGCAGCUCAAAGAGUGAGUCCUCGAUGAUCUGCGUGAACGGUGGCAACAGCUCACCGAUAAUGAGCUGUGCCAUGCUUGUGCAUUCGAAGUGCUCCAACCUAG
Molecule: messenger RNA, 580 nt
Organism: Ceraceosorus bombacis
Lineage: Eukaryota; Fungi; Basidiomycota; Exobasidiomycetes; Ceraceosorales; Ceraceosoraceae
Source: the annotation of a GenBank genome assembly